Molecule: messenger RNA, 2139 nt
Organism: Fulvia fulva
Lineage: Eukaryota; Fungi; Ascomycota; Dothideomycetes; Mycosphaerellales; Mycosphaerellaceae
Product: putative glutamate carboxypeptidase
Exons: 4
Coding region: 1-2139 (712 amino acids)
Molecular function (GO): carboxypeptidase activity
Source: RefSeq, a predicted model, not a curated record
AUGCAUUACUCUGCCUCCCGCUUGGGGACUGCUGCGAUAGCAGUGGUAUUGCUACUACCUGCAGGAUUACAUGCUUGUCAACGCGAGCGAGAGUUCUUCACUCAUCAACACAAGCGACAGGCAACACCGGUCCCAGAACUCACUGCAGAUGAACAGUUGAUCAUCUCUUCAUUUGACAAUAAUAGCAUUCCUGACUGGUCUUACUACUACACGCAUGGUGACCAUCUGGCUGGUCGCAACAGAAGCCAAGCUCAAUGGACCGCAGAUCGAUGGGCAGAAGCUGGCUUCGAGACUCGACUCGAUAGCUACCAUGUCUUUCUAGACUAUCCAGUCAGCAAGUCUAUUUCCGUGACCUGGCCAAACGGCACGACUUACACACCAAGCCUUGAAGAAGCUGUUCUUGAAGAAGACGAUGUUACUGGCUGGGAGAAUCGUAUCCCUACUUUCCAUGGCUACUCCUUCAGUGGCAAUGCAAGCGCAGAGUAUGUCUAUGUCGGGAGGGGUCAGCAGGCUGACUUCGAACGCUUGAUUGCACUUGGCGUAGAGCUGGAAGGCAAGAUUGCCCUCGCGCGUUAUGGAGGACCCUUCCGAGGUCUGAAAGUGAAGAACGCACAGGAAAAUGGCAUGAUCGGUGCUAUACUCUUCACUGAUCCGGGCGACGAUGGUAACGUGACUGUCGCAAAGGGCGUGGCAGCAUACCCGGAUGGCCCGGCUCGUAACCCAACUUCAGUGCAGCGCGGCAGCGUUCAGUUCUUGUCGACAUAUCCUGGCGAUCCGACCACGCCAGGCUACCCAUCGAGGGAAGAUUCACCCCGAGCAGACAAGAAUGCAGUGCUACCGCAGAUUCCGUCGAUCCCCAUCUCGUACGAAGAGGUCCAACCGAUACUUGCAGCUCUUGAUGGCUUCGGCACACCAGGAGCCCAGGUCAACCGGUCUAUGUGGGUCGGUGCUCUCAACGCGACGUAUGCGACCGGACCAGCGCCUGGAGUCACAAUCAGUAUGGACAACCAGAUGGAAGAUACGUACACCGACAUCUGGAACGCCAUCGGCAUCAUCAACGGCACGAAUGCAGAUGAGACCAUCAUCAUAGGCAACCACCGCGACGCCUGGCUCAUUGGUGGGGCAGCGGACCCCAACUCUGGUACUGCUGUGAUCGUCGAGCUCGGUCGUGUCUUUGGCAAGCUUCUCGCACAAGGAUGGCAACCCAAGCGGAAUAUUGUGCUCUGUUCGUGGGAUGCCGAGGAGUAUGGGCUCGUUGGCUCUACUGAGUGGGUGGAAGAGUACAUACCUUGGAUCAAAGACACUGUGGUGUCGUACUUCAACAUCGACGUCGGUGCAAGCGGACCGCAUCCUGGAAUUACCGCAUCGCCUGAGCUGCACGCGAUUGCUACAGAACAGAUGAAGAAGGUCGUCUGGCCAGCGAUGGGCGGGAACGAAACGAUGUACGAUGUCUGGAUGGAUGACACGAUGGGUCGGAUUGGUGUGCUUGGAAGUGGCAGCGAUUAUACUGCAUUCGUUCACCGAGGUAUCGCUGCAAUCGACAUGGGCUCCGACCCCGGCCCAGGGGAUCCAAUCUACCACUACCACAGCAACUACGACAGCUACCACUGGAUGGCCAACUACGGCGACCCUGGCUUCCUUGUCCACAAAGCAAUGGGUCAAUACCUUUCCCUCCUAGCCUACCACCUCGCAAACGAAGACCUCCUCCCCCUUGAACCCAUCAACUACGCCACCCAAAUGGAAUCCUACUAUACUGCCCUCCGCUCCACAAUCGGCAAUUCUACCCAAGACCUCGACACCUCAACCCUCGAGUCCGCCAUCGAAGAUUUCCGCGGUCAGGCGAUCGAGGCCGAGAAAAUGGCGCAGCAGGCGAUUGCGGCUGGCGAUGAUGCGCUGCUGCAGGUUGUGAACAAGAGGUACCGAGACUUUCAGAGGGGGUUUGCGAGUCAGGGUGGGUUACCUGGGAGGGAGUUCUAUCAACAUUUGAUUUUUGCGCCGGGUGUUGAUACAGGAUACGCGCCGGUCACGUUUCCGGGGAUCACGGAAGCGGUGGAGGCUGGGAACUUCACGUUGGCGGAGGAGUAUUUGGAGAAGACGGUGAGGGCGAUUGAGGUGGCAGGGAAUAUCUUAUACACGUAA